Molecule: messenger RNA, 396 nt
Organism: Linum trigynum
Lineage: Eukaryota; Viridiplantae; Streptophyta; Magnoliopsida; Malpighiales; Linaceae
Source: the annotation of a GenBank genome assembly
AUGCUUUCGUUGUUUUUACGUCCUGCGAAUUCUGAUGCUCUGUUUCGCCGAUUUGGAAUCAGCUGCCGCCUGGCAAUAAAUCCAGAGGGAGAGCGGAUGCUCGUGAUCAAAACCUAUAACGGAGCAUUGAAUGACACAAAUCUUUUAGGGAUUGGAUUCGGUGUUUACGAGAUUAUUGAAUAUGAGCAGAGGUGGAAUGAGGUCAGAGACAUAGGUGGGUACGCUCUGUUCUACGAUCCGUACAAAUCUGCAUACAUAUCUGUCAAAGAUCAUCCCGAGUGCAAAAGGAAUUGUGUUUAUGAUAGGGAGGAGAUAUUUGGUCUUAAUUGUGAGCGACUUGCUUGCAUUCGUUCAGAUUUUAAUUUCCACGAUUGGAUCUUGCCAUCUAAUUAUUAA